Molecule: messenger RNA, 963 nt
Organism: Rana temporaria (common frog)
Lineage: Eukaryota; Metazoa; Chordata; Amphibia; Anura; Ranidae
Product: zinc finger protein 501-like
Exons: 2
Coding region: 176-865 (229 amino acids)
Biological process (GO): regulation of transcription by RNA polymerase II
Molecular function (GO): RNA polymerase II cis-regulatory region sequence-specific DNA binding; DNA-binding transcription factor activity, RNA polymerase II-specific
Source: RefSeq, a predicted model, not a curated record
GCCAAUCCAAACUCAUGUUAGUGAAUGGGGGUGGAAUGAAUAUAAGGUGAAGCAGAGCUCAGCCAAGUAGAAGGUUUACAGUCAAAGAGAACAAGGAGCAUCUGAAGGAUCCCAAUACUACAUCAUACCAGGCAGAUUAAAGAGAAGAAAUCGUGAAAGGGCUUUACACAAAAGUAUGAUGGAUGGAGCAGGUGAAAAGCCAUUUCCUUGCACUGAAUGUGACAAAUCCUUUACAUCAAAAACGUAUUUAAUUAUUCAUCAGAGGAUACAUACAGGGGAAAAGCCAUUUAUGUGUUCAGAAUGUGACAAGAGCUUCUUACAAAACGGUCCUCUCAUUCAGCAUCUGAGGAUUCAUACAGGGGAAAAGCCAUUUAUGUGUUCAGAAUGUGACAAGAGCUUCUCACGAAAGAGUGAUCUUAUUCAGCAUCUGAGGAUUCACACAGGAGAGAAGCCAUAUCAUUGUUCUGAAUGUGAUCAAAAAUUUUCCCACCAAAGUUCAUUGACUGAACACAAGAUGGUUCACACAGGAGUGGGGCCAUAUCAGUGUACUGAAUGUGAUAAAUAUUUCAACAACAAAGCACAUCUCACAAAACAUCAGAGGAUUCACACAGGAGAGAAGCCUUUCAGAUGUUCAGAAUGUAACAAGUGCUUCUCACAAAUAUCCAGUCUUUAUACACAUCAGAGGAUUCACACAGGAGAGAAGCCGUAUCAGUGUACUGAAUGUGAUAAAUAUUUUUCCAACAAAUCAAAUCUCAGAAAACAUCAGAGGAUCCACACAGGAGAGAAGCCAUUUAGAUGUUCAAAAUGUGCAAAGUGCUUCUCACAAAAGUCACAUCUGACUCAACACCUAAAAAGACAUACAUAGGGAAGUCAUUUAGAUGUCCAGAAAGUGCUUAAUACAAAAAGAAAGAAUGUUCUUGUGAUCAGAAGACUUAUAGGAAAGAGGCUGUGCCCUUGUUCUUA